Molecule: messenger RNA, 891 nt
Organism: Aspergillus candidus
Lineage: Eukaryota; Fungi; Ascomycota; Eurotiomycetes; Eurotiales; Aspergillaceae
Product: YqaE/Pmp3 family membrane protein
Exons: 3
Coding region: 221-394 (57 amino acids)
Cellular component (GO): membrane
Source: RefSeq, a predicted model, not a curated record
CAAACAGCCGUGCCAUGAUUUCUCUCUGGUGGAUUAGGAGUUGCCGCCCUUGAUUUAAAAACAGUUAAAGAGCCCGCCGAUUCUCUCCCGUCUUUUCUCCUGAUUUCUUUUACUCUUUACUACUGUAUUUUAUCGUUCUCCCAUCUCUCCAACUUAGAAUCAAACCAAUAACCAACAAUCUAUCUUUAAUUCAUCUGUCUCAAAGACACAUCCGAUCACCAUGCCUUUCACCGCCUCUGACAUCUGCAAGAUCAUCUUUGCGAUCAUCCUGCCCCCUCUGGGUGUCUUCCUGGAGCGCGGCUGCGGUGCUGAUCUCCUCAUCAACAUCUGUUUGACCAUCCUGGGCUGGAUUCCCGGUAUCAUCCACGCUCUGUACAUUAUCUUUAAAUAUUAGACCCGCUUUCAACCUCUUUUCCAUCCGACCGCCCGCGACCACCGCCAGCCAAUUCGGGUCCAUCAAUUCGAUCGAUCGAUCCAUUGAUUUUUUUCUUCAGUGGAAAAUCUGUCGGCCGUCUUUCGGACUUCCAAUUCAACGGGAGGGAACGGUGAUGUGUGUCAGCAGUACCUACUUUCCCGUGGAAUGAUGGUCGACCCACCCGAGUCUAGCCAAAUGCAGCCGCGCCACUUGGCGGCGACCCCCAUUGGAUAGUUUGGUUGCGUGAAGGUCAGCGACGUGGUCUCUGGCUUCGCUGUGUUGUCAUUGCGAUGGAGUUGGGAUUGAUUGAUUGUUUCCUAUGCCUUGACUGUUUUCUGUUAUGAUUAUUAUGUCCUUAUGCUGGAUUCUUUUGUCUUUUUUGUUCCGGAUGAUACCAGCUCAACUGUGGUCCUGGGCUCUGUUUUUUUUUUUUAAGUAGUCUUUAUCCUUAAUUAUGAUCUUUAUCUCUGGGAAAA